Messenger RNA from Hyla sarda, 7098 nucleotides. RefSeq names its product oocyte zinc finger protein XlCOF7.1-like. The record is from RefSeq and is a predicted model, not a curated record. Gene Ontology annotation, biological process: regulation of DNA-templated transcription. NCBI's taxonomy places the organism in Eukaryota, Metazoa, Chordata, Amphibia, Anura, Hylidae.
GUGGGGAUAGCGCUGCGGCUGAUCAUUUGGUUGGGGGAAGGAAAAGCAGAGCAGCGCCGCGGGUCAUAUAUGAUUAGUUCCCCAGCUCCCUACCGAGCUUUCGGAAUUUCUAUGCUAAUGACAAGAUGUUUUACAUUUUUUGGGGGGGGCGGAGAGCCGUCAGUCUUUGUCGGACAUAUACGCUCAUUUAAAGCGAGUGGCUCUCAACUCAUUGAGGGACACCAUAUUCCAAUCUUGGGUUCAGGAUGUCCCAUCUAAAUUGCUCCUGGGUCUCUUACAGGUCAGGAAGGCAACCACUUGUGAGACUUGGAGGGAGACUCAUUUUGGUAUUUUACACAAAGCUACCUAUGCUCAUAAUCUCUCUUAUGGGAUGCUCCGGCACGCUACCUGCGAAGGUGCCCUAAAUGUGACUUAGAGAAGACAGGUCUACUGCAUGCGCUCUGGGAGUGUCCAGCACUCUUGGCUAUGUGGAAAGAAGUGGGGGAGUAUAUUACACAAGUCUGGCAUCAUGCCCCCACCUCAAUGCAAGUCUAUGGGAGGGGGCGUGAUGGCCGUCACACCCACUCCCAUAGACUUGCAUUGAGGGGGCGGGAUGUGACUUCACCUGGGUGCGGAGUCGUGAUGUCACGAUACUCUGUCCCCGUGGUCGGGAGGCAUAAGACUGAGAGCCUCCAGCGCUUCCGGCAGUACUCACAGGUGGGUGCUGCAUGCUAGAUUGCGAGGGUCCCCAGCGGCGGGUCCCCCGCGAUCAGACAUCUUAUCCCCUAUCCUUUGGAUAGGGGAUAAGAUGUCUUGGGGCUGAAGUAUCCCUUUAAAUGUUGAUUGCGUCUCGGUUGCAAAAGGAGGUCCCCACUUUGACGUACGUUGUAGACACUAUGAAGGGUCUUCUAUUUAUUGAUAGGCCACAGACCUUGCGUAAUACAGAACUUGGGGACGAAAGGUUUUUCAGGGACUGGAGGCGGUUUCUUGAAUUCACCUACCCACCCCAAGAAAUCACAAAAUUCAUGUCUGAUUUUUGCCAUUCUUCCUAGUAUUGUAGGGCAUCCCUGGUGGGUACAUUGGGGAGAUUGCGGGUGGGAGGUGUAGGUUCAGGUUACUUCUCAGUGGCGGUGGUCUGGGAUGGUGCAACGGACGUCUUUUCUCUUGUCUCUACUUCUUUUUCUUUUCUUUCUUUGCUUUUGUGUCUGUUUUAUAUGUUGGCUUCUAUUUCCUUGUUUCAUCUUUCUCUAUCCUACCUUCGAGGUCCUUUGUUUGUUGCGGGCUGAAUGUAUGAUUUCUAAUGGGGAUGAUCCUCUAGUGUGGCUAGGGGAUUACUUCAUUCUCUUUUCUUUCAGUUGUUUCUUUGUUGGGUAUUUUGUUUGAUGUGGGGUAGUUUAUAUUUGUUUUAUGAUCUCUGUACAUUGUUGUAUGGUGGGUGGUGGAUUAGACGUUGGUCUGUGUACCGGGUCCUUCCUCUCUUGGAGAGGUCGACUGCAUGAUGGACAUGGUUCUCUUUAUGAGUGAAGUAGAGGUGCUAGCUACUUGCACUACUUCCACCCUUCACUACUCAGACAUGGCAACAUUAUUUUGGGGACUUACUUGCCUCUGUAUUUGCGAUUUUCUAAGACUUCCAUAACUGCAAUGUAUGCCAUCCACUGUCUAACUGUUCAAGUCUGUUUGGUGUUGUUUCCUUUUAUUGACAUGUUAAUAAAACAUUGUUUUAAAAAAAAUAAAAAAUUAAAGAAGCGAUCUGAUUGGUUGCUAUGGGCAACUUUUCCUCAGUACAGAUUGUGAUAAAUCUCCCCCUUAUAUUAUGAAGACCAAUAUAUAUAAAGGAAAGUGUCACCAUGUUAUGUUCUCGUCUUCAGAUCUAUGUGAGUAUAAAGGACAAAUCCAACCUCAAGAAAGAGACACAACAUAGCGAUACCCUCUGCAGCCGCUUCUCAGGACCUCUGGUUCUGAAUACUGAGAACCACACAAAAUGGACCAUCUUAUCUUAUAAAAGUCCUUACAAAAUUACAAUCCUGAGUCUGGAUAUUUAUAAUGUGAUUUCCCCUCAGAGAAUUCUCCUGGAUGACCCAUCAACCAUGGGGAGAGACAGGAACAAGAUGGCCGACAGGAUCAUAAAUCUUACCCUACAGAUACUCUUCCGGCUUACUGGAGAGGAUUACACAGUAGUGAAGAAGUCCUCUAGUGGGCGCUGUCGGGCCCCUGCGUGUGAAGAAUGGGGAAGAACCCUGAGCCCAAUCCCUGGGCCCCCACCUCACUCCCUGAUACAUGAGGAAAUGGAUGAACAGAAGAUCCUAGAACUCAUCAACAAGAUGAUGGAGCUGCUGACUGGAGAGGUUCCUAUAAGGUGUCAGGACGUGGCGGUCUAUUUCUCCAUGGAGGAGUGGGAGUAUGUAGAAGGACACAAGGAUCAGUACAAGGAUCAGGUGAUGAUGGAGGAUCAGCAGCCCCUCACAUCACCAGUCAGAUCCAGUAAGAGAACAGCACCAGAGAGGUGUCCCCGUCCUCUUCUUCCACAGGAUGAUCAGGGAGAAGAGCCGAACAAUAUUAAUGCUCCAAACAUAAAGGAAGGAGAAGAGACAGAUGUGACCGGUGAUGAGCAGGAUAAGGAGGACAUUCGUACAGGGAAAGAUCUGAGCUAUAUUAAUGCUACAGACAUAAAGGAAGAAGAAGAAGAGACAGAUGUGAGCGGUGAUGAGCAGUAUAAGGAGGAUAUUCCUACAGGGAAAGAUCUGACCUAUAUUAAUGCUACAGACAUAAAGGAAGAAGAAGGAGAAGUGACAGAUGUGAGCAGUGAUGAGCAGUAUAAGGAGGACAUUCCUACAGGUAACUGCCCAGAUUCUUGUAUCGGGAGAUCAGAGGGGAAUCUUAUAUCUUCAGAUUAUAAAGCAGAUGAUGAUAUCACACAAGAUACAUAUGAAGAACAUUCCAUUAUCCCAGAUACAUCCUCAGCCCUUCACAGCCAAGAUCUGUCAUCUCAUCCUGUUAUACAAGUCCGACCUAAAGAUUCAUCACAGGCUGUAAAAAGAAAUAAGGAAAAGCGAUUUUCAUGCUCAGAUUGUGGGAAAUGUUUUACUCAGAAAUCAAAUCUUGUUCAACAUCAAAGAACUCACACAGGAGAGAAGCCAUUUUCAUGUUCAGAAUGUGGGAAAUGUUUUGCUCAGAAAUCACAUGUUGUUCACCAUCAAAGAACUCAUGCAGUAGAGAAGCCAUUUUCAUGUUCUGAAUGUGGGAAAGGUUUUGCUCAGAAGUCAAAUCUUGUUCAACAUCAAAGAACUCACACAGGAGAGAAGCCAUUUUCAUGUUCAGAAUGUGGUAAAUGUUUUAAUCAAAAAUCAGAUCUUAUUAGACAUCAAAUAACCCACACAGUAGAGAAGCCAUUUACAUGUUCUGAAUGUGGGAAAUGUUUUGCUCAGAAAUCAAAUCUUGUUAAACAUCAAAGAACUCAUACAGGGGAGAAGCGAUUUUCAUGUUCUGAAUGUGGGAAAUGUUUUGCUCAGAGAUCAAAUCUUGUUAAACAUCAAAGAACUCACACAGGGGAGAAGCCAUAUUCAUGCACAGAAUGUAGGAAAUGUUUUACUAUGAAAUCAGUCCUUGUUGAUCAUCAAAAAACUCACACAGGAGAGAAGCCAUUUUCAUGUUCUGAAUGUGGGAAAUGUUUUACUCGGAAAUCAAUACUUGUCAGACAUCUAAAAAUACACACAGGAGAGAAGCCAUUUUCAUGCUCAGAAUGUGGAAAAUGUUUUACUUAUGAAUCACAACUUGUUAAACAUCAAAGAUCUCACACGGGAGAAGCUAUUUUCAUGCACAUAAAAUCUAAAUCAGUCCCAAAAAGAAAGGAACCUUCACAGGGUAUAGCACAUAAUUUAGAUUUGGAGGUAAGAUCACCUCCUUUCCACUCUUUAACCCAAAUAGCCCGUCUGGCAGAGUUGGCACAGGCCGAGGCUUUAGCGGAUAGUCUUCGGGUGUCUGCAGAAGCAUCCGAUAUAAAGUCUGCCGCUGCUGCCAAGAUCUAUGUGAGUAUAAAGGACAAAUCCAACCUCAAGAAAGAGACACAACAUAGCGAUACCCUCUGCAGCCGCUUCUCAGGACCUCUGGUUCUGAAUACUGAGAACCACACAAAAUGGACCAUCUUAUCUUAUAAAAGUCCUUACAAAAUUACAAUCCUGAGUCUGGAUAUUUAUAAUGUGAUUUCCCCUCAGAGAAUUCUCCUGGAUGACCCAUCAACCAUGGAGAGAGACAGGAACAAGAUGGCCGACAGGAUCAUAAACCUCACCCUACAGAUACUCUUCCGGCUUACUGGAGAGGAUUACACAGUAGUGAAGAAGUCCUCUAGUGGGCGCUGUCGGGCCCCUGUGUGUGAAGGAUGGGGAAGAACCCUGAGCCCAAUCCCGGGGCCCCCACCUCACCCCCUGAUACAUGAGGAAAUGGAUGAACAGAAGAUCCGAGAACUCAUCAACAAGAUGAUGGAGCUGCUGACUGGAGAGGUUCCUAUAAGGUGUCAGGACGUGGCGGUCUAUUUCUCCAUGGAGGAGUGGGAGUAUGUAGAAGGACACAAGGAUCAGUACAAGGAUCAGGUGAUGAUGGAGGAUCAGCAGCCCCUCACAUCACCAGUCAGAUCCAGUAAGAGAACAGCACCAGAGAGGUGUCCCCGUCCUCUUCUUCCACAGGAUGAUCAGGGAGAAGAUCUGAACAAUAUUAAUGCUCCAAACAUAAAGGAAGAAGAAGAGACAGAUGUGAGCGGUGAUGAGCAGUAUAAGGAGGACAUUCCUACAGGUAACUGCCCAGAUGACUGCAUCAGGAGAUCAGAGGAGAAUCUUAUAUCUUCAGAUUAUAAAGCAGAUGAUGAUAUCACACAAGAUACAUAUGAAGAACAUUCCAUUAUCCCAGAUACACCCUCAGCCCCUCACAGCCAAGAUCUGUCAUCUCAUCCUGUUAUACAAGUCCGACCUAAAGAUUCAUCUCAGUCUGUUAAACAAAAUAAGGAAAAGCGAUUUUCAUGUCCAGAAUGUGGGAAAUGUUUUCCUCGGAAAUCAUAUCUUAUUAAACAUCAAAGAAUCCACACAGGGGAGAAGCCAUUUUCAUGCACAAAAUGUGGGAAAUGUUUUGCUCAUCAAUCAAAUCUUAUUAAACAUCAAAGAAUUCACACAGGGGAGAAGCCAUUUUCAUGCACAGAAUGUGGGAAGUGUUUUACUCAUAAAUCAAAUCUUAUUAAACAUCAAAGAACUCACACAGGGGAGAAGCCAUUUUCAUGCACAGAAUGUGGGAAAUGUUUUACUCAGGAAUCGGGUCUUUUUCAUCAUAAAAAAACUCACACAGGAGAAAAGCCAUUUUCAUGCACGGAAUGUAGGAAAUGUUUUACUAUGAAAUCAAGGCUUGUUGAUCAUCAAAAAACUCACACAGGUGAGAAGCCUUUUUUAUGCACAGAAUGUGGGAAAUGUUUUACUAUGAAAUCAAAUCUUGUUAAACAUCAAAGAACUCACACAGGGGAAAAGCCAUUUUCCUGUUCUCAAUGUGGGAAAUGUUUUACUCGUCAAUCAAAUCUUGUUAAACAUCAAAUAACUCACACAGGGAAGAAGCCAUUUUCAUGUUCUGAAUGUGGGAAAUGUUUUACUCACAAAUCAAGUCUUAGUGAUCAUCAAAAAACUCACACAGGAGAGAAGCUAUUUUCAUGCACAGAAUGUGGGAAAUGUUUUACUCUCAAAUCACGUUUUAUUAAUCAUCAAAAAACUCACACAGGAGAGAAGCCAUUUUCAUGUUCAGAAUGUGGAAAAGUUUUUGCUCAGAAAUCAAGUCUUGUUACACAUGAAAAAACUCACACAGGAGAGAAACCAUUUUCAUGUUCUGAAUGUGGGAAAGGUUUUGCUCAGAAAUCAAGUCUUGUUACACAUGAAAAAAUUCACACAGGAGAGAAACCAUUUUCAUGUUCUGAAUGUGGGAAAGGUUUUGCUCUGAAAUCAAAUCUUGUUACACAUCAAAGAACUCACACAGGUGAGAAACCUUUUUUAUGCACAGAAUGUGGGAAAUGUUUUACUAUGAAAUCAAAUCUUAUUAAACAUCAAAGAACUCACACAGGGGAAAAGCCACUUUCCUGUUCUGAAUGUGGGAAAGGUUUUGAUCGUAAAUCAAAUCUUAAUAAACAUCAAAAAACUCACACAGGAGAGAAGCCAUUUUCAUGUUCAGAAUGUGGGAAAGGUUUUGCUCAGAAAUCAAAUCUUGUUACACAUGAAAAAACUCACACAGGAGAUAAGCCAUUUUCAUGUUCAGAAUGUGGGAAAUGUUUUACUCUGAAAUCAAGCCUUGUUUAUCAUGAAAAAACUCACACAGGUGAGAAGCCUUAUUCAUGCACAGAAUGUGGAAAAUGUUUUAUUCGGAAAUCAAAUCUUUUUCAACAUCAAAGAACUCAUACAGGAGAGUAGCCAUUUUCAUGUUCUGUGAUUAAUUUCUGUGGGAAAUGUUUUAACAAUAAAUCACAUCUUGUUACGCAUCCAAGAAGUCUCACAGCGAAGCCAUUUUUGUGUUCAGACUGUGGGACAUGUUUUUCUGAGAAAUCACUUAUCAAACAUCUAAGAAUUCAAACAUGGGUAAAGCCAUUUUCAUGAUAAGAAUGUGGGAAAUGUUUUACUGACAAAUCAAAUCCUAGUCAUCAUCAAAGAACUCACACGGGAGAAGCCAUUUUCAUGUUUACAAUGUGGGAAAUGUUUUAAUCAGAAAUCAAGUCUUGUUAAACAUCUAAAAAUUCACACAUGAGAGAAGCCAUUUUUAUGUUCAGAAUCUGGGAAAUGUUUUACUCACAAAUCACUUAUUAUCAAACAUCUAAGAAUUCACACAGGAGAGAAGCCAAUUCAGAGUAAUAAAUGAUGCAGAUAACACAUCUAUAUAUUAACCAUGUACAUAGGAUAUCUGACAUUUAUACAUAUAUCAUAUACUGCAUCUCCAAACUUGUUCCCAAUUGAUAAUAAAAGUUUUCUUUUAGAACGUAGUCACCGAUCCAGCGAUGUCAUCACUAUAGUUACCAUGGUAGGAAAAGAGUGUGAUAUAUGGUUGUGAUAUUCACUGCUCCUCAUGGAGAAGACCCAACAGGCAUAAUCCAUGGGGAGCUGCUACUGG